Molecule: messenger RNA, 1530 nt
Organism: Cuscuta campestris
Lineage: Eukaryota; Viridiplantae; Streptophyta; Magnoliopsida; Solanales; Convolvulaceae
Source: the annotation of a GenBank genome assembly
CUUCGGGAGAAGGAGAAAAUACAGAUUCAGCAGUUGUGAGAUUUGGCAAAGAUGCCUUAGCUGGAAAGGACGAAGGGUUCAAAAUAUUCUGACUUGGAGAACACAAGUCAACCCCUGGCUCUGAAGUGCUAGCAACAGAAUUUAAAAGCACAAAAGACGCCUGUUGGUCUUGAUGAGCAAAAGUUGAACCCUGUUUCUCACUGGGAAGGCCUCCUUGGAGGGUAUCAUCACUAGAUUCCUUAAAACUCUUCCGAGGGAAUAUGGAAUCUAUGUUUCUUCUUCUUCUUCAAGAUCAGUCGGGGAUCUGAUGGUUGAGAAGGUAGUGGACCAGGAACAGAAAAGGGAGGAAUUGUGGGGUUUCCUUCCCCGUAAACCAAAGGAUUCAGCCUCCCAAAGGGACCGUUGUGAGAGAAAUGGAUCAACUCAUCAAGAGCAAUCUUCUCUUGUGCUAUUAAAAUCUGUUGCUGGUGGUACUUCCGAGCUUGCCCCAACCGAACCCGAUCUUGGCAUGUCAUCUCCAAGUCAGAAUAUGAUGAACCCUUCAUCAUUGCCAUCUAACCCAUCUCCACCAAAUACGAUCACUGCUGAAUUGUCCCCUUCUCCCAUUUCUCCCAAUGAUGAAGCAAAUGCGGCCUCAUCUCAGGCAGAGAAAGAUCAAAGCGAGAGAAGCAUGGCUUCUCAUUCAGAUCCUGCCCGAAGUGGGCAGCACGAUGCGGAUGUCGAUGGAGUGUCUUCAAAAGGAACUGUUUCUGUUCAUCAAAUGGUGUUAAAUCCGAUCUUUGGAUUUCGCCGUCGCCCUGGUCAUCGUCUCCGAUCAAAGUCUAGGGAAAGAUUUUUACCACUAACAAAAGGAAAUCGGCGAUUCACAGACGAGCGGUCUUGGAGAUACCUGAUCGGUUCUAUUGGACUUGAGAUCACAAUUUUCAGGGAUGGGCUCCCUCCCAUCAUCGCUCCCUUAGAGACCAGAAUAACCCAAUUGGAUCGCGCUUUUUCGACGAUAAACAGGGUCUGCGACACCGAAGGGACAAUAGGAAAUUCAGGCAGCAUUGGGAUUCCAAAUACACAACGAGGUGAGGGUAAACUUGGAUUGAAGUCCUUUAUUAAGGCACUUUCUAGGUCUCUUUCUGAAAGGAAAGCACUGAUUAUUGAAAUUGAUGAAACUAAGGUCCCUAAAAACCUUGAGUCCACCUCAAGCAGUGGAGUGGUUCCUCUCCUAAUCCUAGCUUGCCCUAGACCAGAAUGGCAAGACCCAUUAAUUAAGGCUUUUGAGAGCAACUCAAAUGUAGGACAUUUGAGCUGUCUGUCCAUCUCCUCAAAUCUUCUGCAACAAGAUCUUAUGCAGGGUGUAACGAUGCCUAGCGUCACAGAACAUGGGUUAAAUGAUGGGUCAGCAGAGACUAAGGAAGCUGAAGAUGAAGAAAAGAAGAUCCAAUUGUUAUUUUAACCUGCUUUCGAUGCCUACUUUGAAACAAUCUUUAGGGCAGUGGAAAAACAGAUCAAGCGAGGGCUAAAUGAAGCAGGGUUAAUCUU